UCACAGAAAAGCUAAAACCCCAGUUUCCCCUCCCGAGUCCUGAGUCUCACCAAGCCUUCUCCCUUCGACUGUCGAGCUCGGCGAUUCGGCCAUGGCGUUUCCUUACUUGGAAACCGUAGUAGGUUUUAUGAUAGUGAUGUACAUCUUUGAAACCUAUCUUGAUCUUCGGCAACUUGCUGCGCACAAACUUCUCACUUUGCCAAGAUCUUUACAAGGAGUAAUCAGCCAGGAGAAGUUUGAAAAAGCUCGUGCGUAUAGCCUCGACAAAAGCUACUUCAGUUUUGUUCAUGACUUUGUGACUAUCGUGCUGGACUCGGCCAUACUGUGGUAUGGGGUAUUGCCAUGGUUUUGGAAGGUAUCAGGGAACUUUCUGGUCUCAAUUGGUCUCAAUGCAGAGAAUGAGAUAAUCCACACUCUUGGCUUCUUGGGCGGUAUGAUGAUAUGGUCACAGAUCACUGACUUGCCAUUCUCCCUAUAUUCAACCUUUGUGAUCGAGGCACGCCAUGGUUUCAACAAACAAACAAUAUGGUUGUACAUUAGGGACUUGUUCAAAGGAAUUCUGCUCGCUGUCGUUCUCGGACCACCUAUUAUAUCUGCAAUGAUCUUGAUUGUACAGAAAGGUGGUCCAUACUUGGCCAUUUAUCUCUGGGGCUUCAUGUUUGCCCUCUCACUCGUCAUGAUGACAAUCUAUCCAAUUUUGAUUGCUCCCCUUUUCAACAAGUUCACCCCUCUUCCAGAAGGAAGUCUCAGGGAGAAGAUCGAGAAACUUGCUGCAUCACUCAAAUUCCCUUUGAAGAAGUUGUUUGUUGUAGACGGUUCCACAAGAUCAAGCCAUAGCAAUGCUUACAUGUAUGGCUUCUUCAAGAACAAGAGAAUAGUGCUCUAUGACACUCUGAUUCAGCAGUGCAAAAAAGAUGAGGAAAUUGUAGCUGUUAUUGCCCACGAACUGGGGCACUGGAAGCUUAAUCAUACAAUGUACACGUUCAUAGCCAUGCAGAUUCUUACCUUCCUGCAAUUUGGAGGGUAUACCCUUGUAAGGAAUUCAACGGAUCUCUUUAGAAGCUUUGGGUUUGACUCUCAGCCAGUGCUCAUUGGGCUGAUGAUAUUUCAGCAUAUUAUAAUACCUGUCCAGCAUCUUGUGAGCUUUGGCCUUAAUCUGAUUAGCAGAUCCUUUGAAUUUCAGGCUGAUGCAUUUGCUAAGAAGCUUGGCUACGCUGGUCCUCUUCGUGCUGGACUAGUGAAACUGCAGGAAGAAAAUCUAUCAGCCAUGAAUACUGAUCCAUGGUACUCAGCUUAUCACUAUUCCCACCCUCCCCUCGUCGAAAGAUUAUCAGCCCUUGAUGAAGUCGACGCUGACAGUAAAAAGGAAGAGUAAUCUGUGGAUUCCUGCGCAGCUCGCAGAUAUGCACGAUUUAGUUUUGUUUCGUCAGUGGACCACCAGAGAGAGCAAUACUGCUGUGAGUCGGAAUUUGGUAGUCUAGGCUAGUGCCAGUCUCUUUCUGUUCUGUAACUUUGUUGUUCCCUUUCUAUGCCUUGCGCUCCCGACGUUGUAUUACUUACUACCUCCCUGUACUUGUACACAAACUGUUGCGCACAACUCAAACACUCUGUUCAGAUUCGUAGCAAAACAUCCAGAGAACGGUUGAGAGGCAGAAGGAAUCACCAUGAUUAGUUGGGUUUCCAACCGGUCAUGUUGCUCCCGGCUUUUGCAGUGGUCUAAUUAGCUUGUUUGUCGAGCUAUGGAAGACACCGAUUAAGCUAUAGCUUGUUUGGAGUGCUAGCUUAAUCGGCAAGCACCAAAUGCUAGGAAAGCAAUUCUAGAAAUUAUGAAAGGUAAAUCAUCACUUUCAAUUUUGCAUAUGGAGUGGAGUGGAGUGGAGGCUUUUGUAUUAAGGAAAGGGGGAAGUGGUUUGUCUUUUCUGUUGCUCCCCCAUUCAAUAAAUCGAUGCUAUUCUUAGUUAGAUCCAAUCAAAACUCUUAUUCUUGUAUGGUUACCCAACAGAUAAAGCUACUACUGAUUGUAAAGAAGAUGAG
Molecule: messenger RNA, 2034 nt
Organism: Linum tenue
Lineage: Eukaryota; Viridiplantae; Streptophyta; Magnoliopsida; Malpighiales; Linaceae
Source: the annotation of a GenBank genome assembly